This is a messenger RNA of Dreissena polymorpha, 3347 nucleotides long. RefSeq lists its product as uncharacterized. The record is from RefSeq and is a predicted model, not a curated record. The transcript is spliced from 3 exons. Bases 45 to 1340 code for a protein of 431 amino acids. NCBI's taxonomy places the organism in Eukaryota, Metazoa, Mollusca, Bivalvia, Myida, Dreissenidae.
UUCAGAAUUGUGUCGAAAGUGUUUCCGUGGAGAUCACCAGUAUAAUGACUCGGCUGGGAUACGGCGAGCAGAUAAGACGGUGGCGGGUUGAGAAGUACAAAGAGCAGGAUAGCUUGAUGAAUGCACGAUUUAGAUAUGUGACUAUGAUCACAGCUGGCAGCAAGGCAGAGGGGCUAACCUGCCUUCAUGAAAGCGACCGUGAUGAGUUAUUCGUUUUGGAAGGUAUUCUCUGUGUGGAAGCUGGUAUAAGUCUUCACACCAUACCUGACGGCAUAGGAGUGUACAGGAUGGAUACACAUGCAUAUUCAGGACACUGUAGACUGUUGUUAGAGAGACAAGCGCGUAAUCAUUCCAAAGUAAUCCACGAUGCUUUGUGUGAUAAUGGACAAGGAGACAUUCUAUUAAGUAGUAGUUUGUUUCUUGAUAAAAUGUCGGCAUAUCUUCCUACAAAUUCAUCAUUCGUAAACCAUGAACGAGCGGGGCCGUCUCUACCGGGUUCAGUAGGAGGUGUGGUUCACACUGACCGUGUAUGGGCAAUACGCUGUCAUUGCCCCAGCAUCUUACAGAGAUGGGCUUCCAGACCCCGUCAUUGGCCCUCACCGGUCUUAGUUCAGAAAGUCGUAUCGUUAGGAGCUAAUGUAACAGCGGUGGGUUUUAAGGAAAGUGAAUACAAGCACAUGGAAUGGAGGAUCGGCUUUAACACCGGAGAGUCAGAACUAGUAAACAACCUUAAUGACACACAAGCGAAAGUGUACGUUAUGCUCAAAAUGAUCGUCAAAGAUGUGUUAAGGCCUUCUAAGAAAGAAAUAACAUCAUACGUGAUGAAAAAUAUAGUAUUAUGGCAAGCUGAGCGUAACCCACAAAAUAAGUUCUAUGCUCAGAGUUUUCUUCACUGGCUGCUUGACGGACUGAGAGCACUUAGGACUGCUAUUGUCACAAAACAACUGUCAUAUUACAUGAUUCCAGAAAGGAAUUUAAUGGCAGCCAGUGGUUUGACGUACAGGCAGCAAAGUCAUUGGGUAGAAGUUAUCACGGACAUGAUGGCAGAAGGUCCGAGGGUAAUUCUCGGAUUGCCAAAGAUACGGAGGGCUAUUGUCGCGUCCCCAGAGCCGAUGUUGUGGUACAGCAUGAAAAGGAUGGAGCUGGAGAUGCUAGAGCUGGAGUAUAAGAACAGAAUGGUGCCUUGCUAUGAGAACGGAGUGUUGUAUAAGUCUGAUGCUAUCCCGCAGAAGAUGCGGAGACGUAUGGGCGAGGUACUGAUGGAGAUUGCAUUACGGAUGAUCGAAGAAGGUUGUGCUGUAAAUGAUCUGACGGAUAUUAACGAUAGAAUGCUACAGUAAUAAUGAAUUGAAGUGCUUUAAAAGGAUGGAACUGAGAUGGUAAUAUACGUGCAACGUAUAAAUGAAAAGAUAGUGGUGUUUUGUCUCGGAUAUCAUCCUGCAAGAGAUACAAGGACAAAUGAGUGGAAUAGUGAGAUGGAUCUUCCGCCGAGUUUUUAUGAAAGGCAGCGUUGUUAAUAAUAUGUAUUCGCCUUGAACUUCAGAAGUGAUGGCGCUUUUUUCGGCCGUGCUUGAAAAUAAAAUAGGCGCGUGUAGUAAGGAACUGGUUCGUCUAAAUAAUGCAGUAGUUAAUGUGAACGAUCAGCCGUAGCAAGUAAUUAAUACAAAAUAUGCACAAUCAGUCUUCCUUUUAAGAGAGUAUAUAAUAUUUCUUUUUAAACAUAAAACGUUGUUGGAUCCUAAUCAAACCUCGCGAUUUUGGGGACGUCAGCACAUAACGGUAGAUGUCUGACGCCUCCCAAUUACCAGUUUCGCAAUUGACAUCCCGCGAGAUAUCCAAGAGGCCCGAUGACGGUUAUAAACGAGAUUGUAAGACUUGAGAAGCCGGAAACCCCGCUCAAGAGUAUACAUCGUGUAUCCGGCAAAGCUGUUUUAAGAUUAGAAACGUGUUUAUGUUACUGGAUUGUGGACGAUAUAUAGAGGCGAACAGGCUAGCCUGGCUGGACCAGCGAUAUUGAGGCGAACAGGCUAGUCAGUCUGAUAUAUAGAGGCGAACAGGCUAGCCUGGCUGGACCAGGUACCGUUCAUGGAACGCCAACAUUUACAUCUGCACGGAGCUGAGAGUCACAUUUUGAUAACCAAUCAAUAAACUACACACGAGCCGCCGUGAACCAGUGGGAAGAAGUUUGCAAACAUUACUAUAUCGAUAUGCGCACAAAAUGCCACAUACAAAAGUGAACUAGUCUGCGGUCGAGUCGACACUGAGAAAUAUUCAAUGUCAGUUUCGACAGAGACGUAGUAUCUACGUCUCUGGUUUGGACCGUGUUAUUGCCAAGGAGGCAUCGGUUCCGGUACCUGCUACAGUAUGCGAUCCGAUAUCGACAGAUCAAAAUUAAACGCAGGGAUCUAUACAUACAACUCCGGAUUCCAUAUUUGAACACGGAUGUACUUAAGGAGUCUUCGACAGCCCAAUCAAUCAAGCGACAAGCACCCAUAGUUUUUAGCACAAAUGUCGCUGCUUAAAUACCGAAUAAAACCUAGCCAAUUUGAAACAAUUUCAAAACUGUCGGUCAGUGUCGGGAUGGAACCGCUGUCAUGUCCAUCAAUAUUAAAAUUAUAUUGGGAAUUGUAAUACAUAUACAUUUUACAUCUAUAUGGGAGGUGUUCAAUCGUUUGGAAAAUAUUGUCGAAGUGUGCUGCACAAAAGUACUAGGCUUGUGUUAUGUGGACAAACUGCCCAACAUAAUGACAAACCGAUCGACUGAAAGACCCUAAUAUACCACCCCUGCUAUGAUGUAAUUUAUGCUGAGAACUGUAUGAAAUUGACCGUGCAAAAAUGAGUAUAAUAGCAAAUAUCCUUUAUAAAUAUAUUUUAUGUUUAUUGAUAGGUAUUUUAUUACUGUUAUAAAAUUAUAAUAAUUAUAAUACUCGUUACCAGGUAUAUCAAUUCACACUCCAACCAUCAAAUUUUUGUUGCUAUUAUUUCCUUAAGAAACCAUUAUUUCUGGUAAUGCCGGCCAUGUCUGGUGCAUUUUGCUUCAUCUUCCUGCCAGAUACAUAAUUCUCAAGAUCAAAGAACAGGUUUGACUGCCAGAUACAUUUUUAAUGAGUUGACAGUUUUAUCCGGUUCCAUCUUAUGGGCAUCCUAAAUGUAUAAACAUGACACAAGAGGACAAGCUAUGCACAGAUUUAUCAAUAAACUUUGUUUAUUGAUCGAUUAAUCUAUGUUUCAUUUUGAACAUUCGCAAGUGUGAGCCAACAUUGUUUCUAGAUCCAAAUCGAUUUAUUUCUGUUAUGUUCCUACACUUUAAGUGCCAAUAAACACGUGUUAGAUUUUAAUUCCUAACA